Mesorhabditis spiculigera is the source of this 2103-nucleotide messenger RNA. Lineage: Eukaryota; Metazoa; Nematoda; Chromadorea; Rhabditida; Rhabditidae. The record is from the annotation of a GenBank genome assembly.
AUGGCAUCCGGAAUUGUCAACGGACCGAUUCCGGAGUAUUUUAUGAAAGAUGUGAGCAACCGGCUGAGCUCGUUGGAGUUUGAGAAGGAAAAGGACCAUUUCCUAAUCCUGGAUCAACUCUUGCUACCACUCGAAAAGAAAUAUGUAAAAAUUUCGGGGGUUGAUGACGCUUGUGCAGUGAUUAUUUCAAUGCAGGUACGCGGAGCUCCACUUAUCGCGAUUGUUGGAGCCUUCGGACUACGAGUAGAGCUGCUCAAGACCCAGUUUUCCAAUCCGGAGGAACUAAAGGAAUUCUUGUCGGCAAAGAUGAAACUACUGAUCCUGACCCGACCUACGGCAAUCAACCUCGGUAACGCAAUGCAGCAAAUUUCGGAUUCAGUUGAGGGCAAGGAUACGGUAGAGGAGAUACUGGAUAUUGUUCAUCACAGGAUUCUAAAAAUUUAUGAAGAUGAACAGGAGGACAAUCGACGGUUGGUCUGGAAUGGGUACCAAGAGGUCUUCUCACAAUGUUCUGGAAAGGAAAAACUAAAUCUGAUGACAAUUUGCAACACUGGUAGCUUGGCGACUUGUUCAUGGGGAACAGCAUUAGGAGUGAUCGUAGCUCUACAUCAAGCCGGAAAGGUCGAGAUGGUGUACGCGCUGGAGACCAGGCCCUACAAUCAGGGAGCAAGGCUGACCUCCAUCGAGUUGAGCCACAGCCACGUCCCCUUCAAGCUGAUCACCGAUUCGAUGGCUGCCUGGACGAUGAAGACGAAGGGCAUUGAUGCGAUACUUGUUGGUGCUGACCAAGUCGUCAUGAACGGUAAUACAGCUAAUAAGAUUGGAACCUACAUGCUGGCAGUGCUGGCGAAACAUCAUAAUGUUCCAUUCUAUCCUGUAGUACCGUACACUACCGUAAACCCCAGGCGUAAUGACGGCCGGGAUAUCACGAUUGAAGAACGACCGGCUGAUGAGAUGCUGAAAGUCAAAGGUCAAUACGUUCUACCCGAAAACACCCCAGUAUGGAAUCCGGCAUUUGAUGUUACCCCGGCAGAAUUAAUUACCAAAUGCACAACAUCCGCGUCUGGUGACGACUUUAGCGAUGAGUGUUCAGAUCGGAACACGACCUGCCAAGGAUACUACUGUACGAAAGGACCGGAUGCUAAAUCCAACGGCAUGUACCGCGGCUGCUCAAACACCCCGCCGAUCGACAACUCGGCUGUUUCCGACUGCCGGACUGUUACCAACCAAAACAACGCGAUCCUCGGCAACUGUUACUGCAACAACAUCGACUUUUGCAACGGAAUCCCUGAAAAAUUCGGACUUGCUCCUGGUAGCCGGACGAUUACAGCGAUGAUCGACGACUUGAUAGUGGUCAAUGUUUCUAUUGUGAUCUUGCUGGUUGCACGGCAUUUUGCCAAGAUGAUACCUUACGUGGAGUUGAUCCCCAUCACCGAGCUGUCCCUCGUGAAAACCGUUGGCGGCCGCAUAAAAUUUAUUCGCUUUCGAAAAUUCGAGAUGCACCCCUAUAUCCCGAAAGUGUUGUUUUUCUAUGCGGCUUUUGGCUGCUCGGCUCUGGCCACUUCUGUAGCGGCAAAUAUAUUCAAACGAACCUCGUCGAGGUUACGGCCAAACUUUUUGGACACUUGUCGACCUGCUAAUUUAAGUGAAAUCUGCCCUCCCUGUUCUCGGAAUUACAUAGCGUCCGUGGUUUGCCUUGCCGAAACCUCGAAAGAUGAGCAUUUUUCAUUUCCGAGCGGUCACGCCGCGCAUUCGGCGAAUUUUGCUAUAUUUUUGAUCCUUUAUCUACAUAGACGAAUGAAAUUGUGGACAAUCGUUAGGGCCUACGCUCAAUAUACCAUUUUCUUGCUAACAACCUUUAUUUGUCUAACAAGAAUCCGUGACUUCAAACAUCGCUACACCGACGUUAUCGGCGGAUGGAUAUUUGGUGCUAUUAUUGCGUUUGGAAUGAUACAUCUAAUCCUACGUAAUUUCCGGAAAUAUCGAUAUUAUAUCCAUACCGAAGAUGAGCUCGUCGAGUCUACUGAAGCAGUUACGAGGCCAAAUACGCCGACCAACUAUGGUGCACUGCAUCAUACGAGAAGUAUAGCCUGUUUAGUGAAG